CGCCCGAUUUUCACCAACUUCAUCGUCGUCGACGUUGUCCAACAUGCUCACCUCACGCGGCGUACACCGUCUCUCGCGCAGAGCGCUGAACAGCGCAAAGAAGACCAACGCGUUCUUCUCCACUGCUGCCGUGGCUUCUGUCAUUGCCCGUGCUGCUGCCGCUCCUUCCUCUUCGUCUCGCUCCCGGGCACGUCUCCCCCGUGCUGCUGCCCCCGCUGCUCGCACCUACGCGACUGAGGCUAAGGGUACGAUCGGCCAUGUCAAAACUGUCAUCGGUGCCGUCGUCGAUGUUCAGUUCGAGACUGGGGCCCUCCCUCCCAUUCUCAACGCGCUUGAGGUUCAGGGCCACCAGGGUGGUCGCCUUGUCCUCGAGGUUGCGGCUCACCUUGGUGAGAAUUCCGUCCGUACCAUUGCCAUGGACGGUACCGAGGGUCUCGUCCGUGGUCAGAAGGUCGUCGAUACCGGUGCUCCCAUUCAGGUCCCUGUUGGCAAGGGCACUCUCGGCCGUAUCAUGAACGUCAUUGGUGAGCCCAUUGAUGAGCGUGGUCCAAUCAAGGGCGACAAAGUCCUCCCCAUUCACAAUGACCCGCCUCCAUUCGUCGAGCAGUCGACCACCGCUGAGGUCCUCGAAACCGGUAUCAAGGUCGUUGACCUUCUCGCCCCCUAUGCCCGUGGUGGAAAGAUUGGUCUCUUCGGUGGUGCCGGUGUCGGCAAGACUGUACUUAUCCAAGAACUCAUCAACAACGUCGCUAAGGCCCAUGGUGGUUUCUCUAUUUUCUGCGGUGUCGGCGAGCGUACUCGUGAGGGUAACGACUUGUACCACGAAAUGAUUGAGACCGGUGUUAUCAACCUCGACGGUGAUUCCAAGGUCGCUCUCGUCUUCGGUCAGAUGAAUGAGCCCCCUGGUGCUCGUGCCCGUGUCGCUCUCACUGGUCUCACCAUCGCCGAGUACUUCCGUGAUGAGGAAGGCCAGGACGUGCUUCUUUUCAUCGACAAUAUUUUCCGUUUCACCCAGGCAGGUUCUGAGGUGUCUGCUCUUCUUGGUCGUAUUCCCUCUGCCGUCGGUUACCAGCCCACGCUUUCCACAGACAUGGGUGGCAUGCAAGAGCGCAUCACUACCACCAAGAAGGGCUCCAUUACCUCCGUGCAGGCCGUCUAUGUCCCUGCUGAUGACUUGACGGAUCCUGCCCCCGCUACCACCUUUGCUCAUCUGGACGCUACCACCGUGUUGUCUCGUCAGAUUGCUGAACUUGGUAUUUACCCCGCCGUCGACCCUCUUGACUCCAAGUCCCGUAUGCUCGACCCCCGUAUCGUCGGCGUAGAGCACUACGACGUAGCUACCGCUGUGCAGAAGAUCCUCCAGGACUACAAGUCUCUACAGGAUAUUAUUGCUAUCCUGGGUAUGGAUGAGUUGUCAGAGGAGGACAAGCUCACUGUCGAGCGCGCUCGUAAGAUUCAACGUUUUAUGUCGCAGCCCUUCCAGGUCGCGCAGGUAUUCACCGGUUUCGAGGGCAAGCUCGUCCCUCUGAAGGAGUCUGUUCGUUCCUUCAAGGAGAUUCUUUCUGGUCAGCACGACUCUCUCCCCGAGUCCGCCUUCUACAUGGUCGGCACCAUCGAAGAUGCCAAAGCCAAGGCCGAGCAGCUCGCCAAGGAGAUGGGCGAGUCAUCGUAAACGGCCUCGGAUCUCUUCGUGCACUCAGCAAGUUGGAUGUUGCGUGACUAUCUUAGAGACUGGACAGUCGUCAAUAAAAUGAUGCUUGUUCGUAUUGCGAUCGCGCUAUGACAAUGCUACUUGUGUUAGAAA
Phanerochaete carnosa HHB-10118-sp is the source of this 1804-nucleotide messenger RNA. RefSeq lists its product as uncharacterized. The coding region runs from base 44 to 1672 and encodes 542 amino acids. Gene Ontology annotation, molecular function: ATP binding; proton-transporting ATP synthase activity, rotational mechanism; ATP hydrolysis activity. The transcript is spliced from 6 exons. The record is from RefSeq and is a predicted model, not a curated record. Lineage: Eukaryota; Fungi; Basidiomycota; Agaricomycetes; Polyporales; Phanerochaetaceae. Gene Ontology annotation, biological process: proton transmembrane transport; proton motive force-driven mitochondrial ATP synthesis.